GCGUAGGCUGCUCCUGACGGCUUUUAGCGGGUCUGGCGGGAAAGGUUGCUAGGAUGAGGGUGAGGUUUGUGCUAUGAAGCUGUGCAGUGGGGAGGAUCCCAGGGAAGGCUUAGAUUAGUUAACAUACAAAUCCAAACAAAUAAAUUUGAUAGGAAUAUGGAUUCUUCAUCAAAUAAACUACCUCAGUGGAUGACUGAACAGGCCAAAGGGGACAAAAAGAAUAAUCCAGUCCAUCGGAGUGUCCUGGAAGACAACCUUCCCUUCUUAGAAUUCCAUGGUUCCGUUGUUUACAGCUAUAAUGCAAACGAUUGUUCCUUACUCUCAGAGGAUAUUGUUACAACCUUAUCUUAUGGAGCUGCGUUAGGAUUUGACAUUGAAUGGCCGCCAUGCUACACUAAAGGGAAGGAAGGCAAAGUUGCUUUAAUCCAACUCUGUGGAUCUGAACAAAAGUGCUAUUUGUUUCACAUCUCUUCUAUGUCAAACUUUCCUUUGGCACUAAAAAAAUUGCUUGAAAGUAACACUAUUAAAAAAGUUGGGGUUGGCAUUGAAGGGGAUAAAUGGAAGCUGCUGCGUGAUUUUGAAAUCAAAUUGGAGAGCCUUGUGGACCUGGCUGACCUUGCUAAUGAAAAGCUCAAAUGUAAAGAGAUAUGGAGCCUGAACAACCUUCUGAAACAUCUGUUCCACAAACAGCUUUUGAAAGACAAAUUGGUUCGUUGUGGUAACUGGAAGCAGUUUCCUCUUACAGAGGAGCAAAAGCUGUACGCCGCUACCGAUGCUUAUGCUAGCCUUCUCAUUUACCAAAAACUGGUGAACAUGAGUACUUCUAAGCAGAUGCAAAUUAGUGCAGAAAAAGAUGCGGCCCUAUUGCCAAGUGAAAUGAAGAAGGAAUUGACAUCUUUAUCAGAGGAGAUGGUGGAUUUAGCAAAUAAUCUUCCUGGCACUUUUGGACAAUCGACAAACGUUCAAAGAGCUGCAGAAAUUUUGGCUGCUGUGUCAGAAAACAUCAAGGCUUUAAGAAGAGAGCUGCUUGUUGAGCCUACCUGCCAGAUGGAGUUCGGAGAUGCUACAGAUUCAGAAAUGAUCUGCGGCAAUGAAGAAAAAACUGAAAUGUCAGACUUUACUUCCAAGGUCACGCCUGAGUCAGUCAAUCGUGUGGGUCACAAACUAGUCCAAAAGGAAGCCCUAAUGGAAGGUGAAGCAGAAAUUAAUAAGAAAAAACAAGUCGAUGAUGCUUCAGACAGUGGACCUAAAGCUGUGGUGGGACAAUGCUUAAUGUCGCUAGAUAUAACUGAAUAUGAACUUCAAAUGUUGGAGCGUCAGGCUGAGGAUGAGCUGCUAAAUGAAACGGCUUGUAUGUCUAAGGAUUUAAGCCAUAUAGAGGAUGGAGAUGAUUCUCUUUGCACCAUUGAAAGUGAUGAUGAACUCGAAAUGGAGAUGCUUAAAUCUUUAGAAGACAUAGACAAGCUCAAUAUAGAUUUCACUGAUUCGACCCUGCAUAAAUCCAAGAGGCAAAAUGAGCUAACUGCAGAUGAUAAUGAUGAAGAUGAAGGCAUUGAGGAAGAGGAGGAAAGCUGGGAUUCCUACUUGCCUAGACCCAACGAUAAACAAAUUGCUUGCCUAAAGAUGUAUUUUGGACAUGCAAAUUUUAAACCGGUCCAGUGGAAAGUGAUCUCUUCGGUUUUGCAAGACAGAAGAGACAACCUUGUUGUCAUGGCAACUGGAUAUGGGAAAAGUUUGUGCUUUCAGUUUCCACCUGUUUACACCAGAGGCAUCGGAAUAGUAAUCUCUCCCCUUAUUUCUUUGAUGGAAGACCAAGUACUACAACUUGAGAUGUCAGGAAUUCAAGCUUGCCUACUUGGAUCAGCACAGUCAAAGAAUGUCAGAGGGGAAAUCAAAGCGGGCCACUAUAGAGUUGUCUACAUUACCCCAGAGUUCUGUUCGGGGAACUUGCCAUGGCUUGAGGAACUUGACAGAACAAUUGGCAUCACCCUGAUAGCUGUUGAUGAAGCUCACUGUAUUUCUGAAUGGGGACAUGACUUCAGGAAUUCUUUCAGGUCUUUGGGGUUGUUGAAGAAAACUCUUCCUAAGGUCCCCAUUGUUGCAUUAACUGCAACAGCAAGCCCUUCUAUCAGAGAGGACAUCAUAAACUGUCUGAACCUUAAGACUCCCCAGGUCACAUGUACCAGCUUUGACCGGCCUAAUUUAUACUUAGAAGUAGUACGGAAAACUGGAAAUAUCGCCCUGGACAUGCAGCAGUUCCUUGUUAAAAAAGACAAAUUUAGUUAUGAGUUUGAAGGCCCCACUAUUGUUUACUGCCCAUCAAGGAAAACAACUGAACAGGUAGCUGCAGAGCUGACAAAAUUAAACAUUGUUUGUGGAACAUACCAUGCUGGCAUGGGAGUCGCAGCAAGGCGAGACAUCCACCACAGAUUCAUGAGAGAUGAAAUUCAGUGUAUAGUAGCGACUGUAGCUUUUGGAAUGGGCAUCAAUAAAGCAGACAUCCGGACAGUUAUUCAUUAUGGAGCGCCAAAGGAAAUGGAAUCGUACUAUCAGGAAAUUGGAAGGGCUGGUCGUGAUGGGCUUCCUGCCUCUUGCUAUGUAUUGUGGACUCCAGCCGACAUGAGUUUCAACAGACACCUACUCAACGAGAUACGUAAUGAAAGAUUUCGCCUGUACAAACUGAAGAUGAUGGCAAAGAUUGAGAAAUACCUGAACUUGAAUAGCUGCAGAAGAAAAAUCAUCUUGUCUCAUUUCGAAGACAAACAACUCCGAAAGGCCUCAUCAGGCAUCAUGGGAACAGAAAAAUGUUGUGAUAAUUGCAGAUCCAGGAACAUUCACUGUACUGCUGCGGUCGAUACACAAGACAGGUUGCAGGAUUUUGGCCGGCAGGCAUACCAGUUGAUGUCUGCAGUAUGUGCCUUAAAUGAGAAGUUUGGCAUGGGUGUCCCAGUGCUAUUUCUCAGAGGAUCUCAUUCUCAACGCCUCCCAGAACGAUACCGAAGCCAUCCUCUCUUCGGAAGUGGGAAGGACUGGCCAGAGAACUCGUGGAAGGCAUUAGGCCGGCAACUGAUCUUAGAGGGCUUUCUUAAAGAGGUUUCUGGCCACAGCAAAUUUUCAACCACGUGCAUGCUGACGCAGACAGGUAAAGACUGGGUCUGUAAAGCAAGAAAGGAGUCAGGACAGAAGCUUCUGCUUCAGCCUGAUGAGGAACUGCGUUUAAGGAAGUCUCCUUUAAGCUGUCAGCCGACCUCUUCAAACACCAGACAUUCCUCCUGUAGAACGUUACCUCAGUUGACAACAGAAAAGCAGAUGUCUUUGCAUGAAAAGUUUUCGUAUCGAGAAGCGAGUAAAGUCUCUAGAGAAAGUACAUCCUCAGUUAAAAGUGCCACAGCGCAGUUGCCACUGCCUCUGACCCCUUCAGAAUCUGCUGCAUCUCUAAGAGAGAAGGAAUUGCAGACAAUGCUAUAUGGCAAGCUAGUGGCAGCCCGUCAGAAACUGGCGAAUGAGAAGGACAUUCCUCCAGCCAUACUAGCAACAAAUAAAGUGCUGGUUGAUAUGACCGUGAUAAGGCCUACAACUGUGGAAAACAUUAAGAGAGUUGAUGGCGUUUCUGAAGCGAAAUCUACCAUGCUGGCUCCUCUCCUGAUCACAGUCAAGGAGUUCUGCCAGGCAAAUGAUUUACAGAUGGAUGUCUUCAAGAUUUCUGGAUCCAGAGAUCAGCCAGAAAUAGAUCUUCAGAAGGAUGGUGGAUGCAGCACUCUAACAGAAUCAGAGCGCAUAACUUACACAUUGUUUGAAGAAAAGAGCAUGUCAUUGAGAAGUAUAAGUGACCGACGGUCUUUGCCUCUUACUGUGGUUGGCACACAUUUAUCCCAAGCCUUGAAAGCUGGCUACCCAGUCAAUUUACAACGUGCCGGUCUCACUCCUGAAAUACAACAGAAGAUCAUGAAAGUCAUUCAGAACCCUCCCAUCAACUCAGAUGUAACACAAAUGAAAGCCAUUAGAACACUAGUCCCUGCAGAUAUUGAACUGUAUCUUAUAAGAAUGACCAUUGCACUGCUGGAGAAAGGGUACAGAAGUCGGCAGCUGGAACAGCAGGACGAAUCAGAAAAGCAAGGACCAGCUGGAGAGCCUGCAAGUCUACAGAUGACGACAGUAUCCUCACAGAAGGGUGGGGAGAAAAUUCUGUGGAUUGAAAAAAAGGAACUUCCAGUAAAGUCAACUGUACAAAAACCUGAUUCUGGGUCCAGUGAAAAUAUUAAGCAAGAUACCUCACGUACAGAUUCUUCAUUUUGGGCACAAAGCAAUAAUGAAGAGCAAAUUCUUGGCGCUAAACAGAAUGUCCAGAGCUAUCAGAGCUCUAUCAAAUUGGCCUCAUGGAAUCAGACUUCACUCAGUGCUGAGGAAGAAGAUCUCUUUACCGAUUCCCAGUCACAGACAUUGUGUCAGCCUUCAAAGAGGAAGUUACCAGGAUGGUUUGGGACUUCAGGAGAAACUGUUCCUCGUAAUACUUCCAAGAAAUCAAAGGCCGGAGGAAGCAAAGGGCUCUUUGGUUGAACAUGGAAAUACCAUAAAACUAUGUUUAGAUAUAAAAACUGGAUCAAAGCUUUAUACUUCAUUCACUUUCUUCAUUCAGUCUGACUCAGUGAGGCAUUUAUGAACAUCUCUUUUUCAAAAUACAGAACGUUGAGAGGAAAAGCUCUGUUCAUUUUUUACUACACAAACUUAUGACUGGAUGGGCUUAAAAUUAGCCCCAAUUAUUGAGUUGGUUCAUAUGCCGGGCUUACCAGGUUUUGAACCUUGAGGUGGAGAAGAGGAAGAAAAGAGCAGUGGAUUAAAUCAGAUUAUACAGUGUUGCAAGGCUUGCACCUCUUAUGUACCACUGAAUAUUUGGCAUGUUGAAGAGUUUCAGUAACUUGGGGGGGGGGGGCACAGAGUACACUUCGAAGAACAGUUGAAGCCUGGGAACAGUGCAUGUAGCACCUGUCUUCUGCAGCUGCCCUGUUAAUAAUAUCAGUAGGAUUAUUGCUGCACAAAAUGGGCAAUCCCACUUUUUUAUUUAUUUUUGUGACCAUUUCUUUAAGGAAGGCAAAAAAAUGUAACCCAACAGCAGGAUAUUGUGGUGCAUAACUAAGUGGUUGUCAGAUUUCUUAACCAUUAUGAAUAUUGUUAAAUUGUUAAUAAAUUAUUUUCUUUAAUUUGCACUAUUUUUUGGCACUUCCUUAUACUGUAAAUAAAACUUGU
Zootoca vivipara (common lizard) is the source of this 5244-nucleotide messenger RNA. RefSeq names its product WRN RecQ like helicase (gene WRN). Gene Ontology annotation, biological process: DNA replication; telomere maintenance; double-strand break repair via homologous recombination. Lineage: Eukaryota; Metazoa; Chordata; Lepidosauria; Squamata; Lacertidae. The record is from RefSeq and is a predicted model, not a curated record. Gene Ontology annotation, molecular function: 3'-5' exonuclease activity; 3'-5' DNA helicase activity; nucleic acid binding. Gene Ontology annotation, cellular component: nucleoplasm; nucleus; cytoplasm.